AAGGAAUACCCGAGGAAACCCGGGGACUGGGACUUUGCUGAAGGGAUGGCUUCCUCCGCUCCUUCGUCCUCCAACGAAGCUCCGGACCCCGCCCCGACUAACUUACGACCCACAACUUACGACUCGUGGUGCGGUGUGGCUCAUGGGUGCACCAGGAAGAUCGGGCUGAAGAUAUGCGGGUUCCUGCAACGAACCAACAGCCUGGAAGACAAGAGCCGGAUCGCCAGCUCCCUGAAGGAAAGGCAGUCCUCCAAGACCCUGCUGGCUUGCGAGAACAGCGAGAAGGAAUCUAGGUUCCGGCGCACCGAGACAGACUUCUCCAAUUUGUAUGCCAGAGAUUUGCUGCCCUCCAAGAAUGGUGAGGAACAGACCAUGCAGUUCCUGCUGGAGGUUGUGGACAUCCUCCUCAACUACAUAAAGAAGACGUUUGAUAGAUCCACCAAAGUGCUGGACUUCCACCACCCGCACCAGCUCCUGGAGGGCAUGGAGGGCUUCAAUUUAGAACUGUCGGACAAUCCGGAAUCCCUGGAGCAGAUCCUGGUGGACUGCCGGGACACGCUGAAAUACGGAGUGAGGACAGGUCAUCCUCGCUUUUUCAAUCAGCUCUCCACAGGGCUGGACAUCAUUGGCCUGGCCGGGGAGUGGCUGACAUCGACUGCUAAUACAAACAUGUUCACCUAUGAAAUUGCCCCUGUUUUUGUCCUCAUGGAACAAAUAACACUUCGAAAGAUGAGAGAGAUUAUUGGAUGGUCAAAUAAAGAUGGUGAUGGAAUAUUCUCACCUGGAGGAGCAAUCUCCAACAUGUACAGUAUAAUGGCCGCACGCUACAAGUACUUCCCUGAAGUUAAAACCAAAGGCAUGGCUGCAGUCCCUAAGCUCGUUCUCUUUACCUCAGAACAUAGUCACUACUCAAUAAAGAAAGCUGGAGCUGCACUUGGAUUUGGAACAGACAAUGUGAUUUUAAUAAAAUGCAAUGAAAGAGGCAAAAUAAUACCGGCUGAUUUAGAGGCAAAAAUUUUGGAAGCAAAACAAAAGGGAUACGUUCCUCUUUUUGUAAAUGCAACUGCAGGCACAACAGUAUAUGGAGCCUUUGAUCCAAUACAAGAGAUUGCAGAUAUAUGUGAAAAAUAUAACCUCUGGCUCCAUGUAGAUGCUGCCUGGGGAGGUGGACUCUUAAUGUCCCGAAAGCAUCGUCAUAAAUUAAAUGGAAUAGAAAGAGCCAACUCAGUUACUUGGAAUCCACACAAGAUGAUGGGAGUGUUGUUACAAUGUUCUGCCAUUCUUGUCCGGGAGAAGGGUAUACUUCAAGGCUGCAAUCAAAUGUGUGCAGGCUAUCUCUUCCAGCCAGACAAACAGUAUGAUGUAGCCUAUGACACUGGAGAUAAGGCAAUACAGUGUGGUCGACAUGUGGACAUUUUCAAAUUUUGGUUGAUGUGGAAGGCAAAGGGUACUGUAGGAUUUGAAAAUCAGAUCAACAAAUGCCUGGAGCUGGCAGAAUAUCUCUACACUAAAAUCAAAAACAGAGAAGAAUUUGAGAUGGUUUUUGAAGGGGAGCCAGAGCAUACAAAUGUAUGUUUUUGGUAUAUUCCACCAAGUCUCAGGGGCAUGCCAGACUGUGAUGAGAGAAGAGAAAAAUUACACAGGGUGGCACCAAAAAUCAAAGCACUGAUGAUGGAGUCAGGUACUACGAUGGUUGGAUAUCAGCCUCAGGGUGAUAAAGUCAACUUCUUCCGAAUGGUCAUCUCAAACCCAGCAGCAACUAAGUCUGACAUUGACUUCCUCAUUGAAGAAAUAGAGAGAUUGGGGCAGGAGCUGUAGUACAUUGAUUGAAUUGUUUAUUUCUCUAAUUCACUGUUUUCCAGUACUAGCUAAUUUUUAAACCCAGUUCUGCAGAACAUGUUUUAAGGAAAUUCUCUUUCUGUAAGUUCCAGUCUCCUAAGGCAUCCUUAAACAAAACAACUGUAGGAUACUGAAACAUAUAUGUAUUGGUAGAUCAUAUUACUGAGGGAAAAUGUAUUAUCUUGAAGUUGAAAUAUGAUUGACUCUUAUGUUGGUCUUGUUUAUUGUAGUCAG
Molecule: messenger RNA, 2073 nt
Organism: Melopsittacus undulatus (budgerigar)
Lineage: Eukaryota; Metazoa; Chordata; Aves; Psittaciformes; Psittaculidae
Gene: GAD1
Product: glutamate decarboxylase 1
Exons: 16
Coding region: 46-1818 (590 amino acids)
Biological process (GO): GABA biosynthetic process
Cellular component (GO): cytoplasm; presynaptic active zone
Molecular function (GO): pyridoxal phosphate binding; glutamate decarboxylase activity
Source: RefSeq, a predicted model, not a curated record